AUGUCCGAGAAACCUACUGAGAAGCCGGCUCCAGGCUCCGGCCGAGAAUCGCCACGAACAGCACGGGAUCCCGAUUUCGACGAUGACCCGGAAGAGAUUGUCGCAAGCGCUCCAGCAUUCGCCCUCGCGCCCGCCGCCUCCGAACCUAAACCGAAACCCAGGGUGAGCUUUGCCGACGAGGAGCAGCCACCCGUGAAGCCACCCCGACCCGUCAGCCCGCAGGCUCAGGCGGAGGCGACAUUGGUAGAAGCCUUUCCGAGCGUCGAUACGAAGGUCGUCCAAGCGGUGUUGCGCGCCAGUGGUGGGAAGAUGGAGCCGGCAUUCAACGCCUUGCUGAGCAUGUCCGAUCCGAAUUACCAGGAUGAGCCAGCACCUCUACGACAGCCUCCGCGGCCCACACAGGCACGGACACAGUUGGAAGCAGACGAGUUGUAUGCACGACAGUUGGCAGAACACUAUCAGUCGCAAGGACAUGAAGGAUUCGGAUCACGGGGGAGAGGCGACCCUCCCAUGCCUAGGGGAAGGCAGGAAUCGGGAUUGAAACCCAACGAGAUGUACGAUGACAGGGAUCACAGCUUCUUCGACGAUGAUCUACCCGUCAUCCGCGAAAACAUUCGAAAGGGCUUCGUCGAGACGCAGUCAUGGUUCAACAAGACCAUCUCCGAUUUAAAGAAGAAGAUGGACGGCGAGGACGACGACGACCUGGACCGGCCCGGUGCAGCUUACCAGCGACAGAACUACGGCCCUUCGCAGUCGGACCAGAUGCGCGGGAUCCGGAGGAGCGCCGAGACUCGGGGAAGCGGUGACAGGCAUCGCUACGACGCGGAUCCGAGGGUAUUGGACGACGAUUUCACGGCCCUUGAGCUUCGAGAUGAUGAGCAUCCGCCUCCCAAGCCUGCCCGCCCGCUUGCGAAUCCCGACCUCUUCAAACCUACCCCCGCCGCUCCGCGUCCCGGUCCCGUCGACGAAAUCGACGCCAUCUACGGCCAACCGACGCGAGAUCCCUCGCCGGGGGUGGGCAAGACGAAGAAGUGGCAGCCUCUCACCUCGGUCGCGCCGAAUCCGGAGGGGGAUAACGAUCCGUUCAGCCUAGGGGACAGCGACGAGGAGGAGGCUAAGACGAAGGAUCUGAAGCAGGAGGAUACUGAGAGGCUGAAGAAGUCGGCGUCAGCGUCCGUUUCAGAAGGAACGGGAGCCGAGUUGCCGAAGUUGGAGAAGGCGGAGACGUCGGGGACGAAAGAUAAGGAUGCGGAGGAGCUAUUGAAGAACAAGACCUAG
Messenger RNA from Eremomyces bilateralis CBS 781.70, 1278 nucleotides. RefSeq lists its product as uncharacterized. Bases 1 to 1278 code for a protein of 425 amino acids. Gene Ontology annotation, molecular function: ubiquitin conjugating enzyme binding; ubiquitin binding. Gene Ontology annotation, cellular component: cytoplasm. Gene Ontology annotation, biological process: ubiquitin-dependent protein catabolic process. The transcript has 5 exons. NCBI's taxonomy places the organism in Eukaryota, Fungi, Ascomycota, Dothideomycetes, Eremomycetales, Eremomycetaceae. The record is from RefSeq and is a predicted model, not a curated record.